AUGUCAUCUCAUGUUGAGAAUAUGAACUUUCUCAGAGGGCUCUGGUUGGCUAACGACAGCUCGAGCGGCGAACACCCCCUAGAACUCUGCCACUCGAGAAGACUUGAACGUUUCUCAGUUGCUAUUAAUUCUAUUACUGAAUUUAAAAUUUUCGAAAUUUUGAAUCGGACAUAUAUACUCUCUCUUCUCCGUCUCACACACAAACCACGAUCUCCCUCUUCUCCUCUCUUUUCCAUCUCACACUCUCCUUUUGACGCACCACCACCGACGGCCCCCCCAAAACUGCCCCCACCACCACCGACGCACCACCACCACGAUCUCCUCUCUUCCCUCCCCUCCAUCUCACACAACCUCCUCUCGACGCACCACCACCGACGGACACCCCAAACCCGCCCCUUCCGCCACCACCAUCUCUUCUCUCUCGCAGGGGAUUAUUCAGUGGGUUCACCUUCAGGGCUCUCUCCUUCCUCUUCCUCCUCACAAGCUCAUUUCCGUCCAUGGCCACCCUACCCUCCACCACUGCUUGCAUCACCCCCAAGUCCCGUCUCAGGGGCGUGGUCUUCGACAUGGACGGAACCCCAACUGUCCCCGUCAUCGAUUUCCAGGCAAUGUACAGGGCCAUGCUCGGCGAAGAGGAGUAUUUGGCCCUCGAAUCGAGGAACCCUGCUAUGGGAAUUGAUAUACUGCAUCACAUCGAGAAUUGGAGCCCUGAUAAGCAACAUAGAGCUUAUGAAUAAUUUUUCUAUACAGGGAUGUUUCUCUAUAGGAGGAUGUUUCCUCUCCGCUCUCUGAGCCAAAAUCGCCAUAGAGGAUCCGUUGGAUGUAAGAACACUUGCUCUCCUCCCCCCCCCCCUCCCCAAACCAAAAUCUGAAGAAUGAAGGCUCGGUUUGCACUUUUCAAAAUUGUGCAACGCAGUGAUUGAAAAAGCACGCCUAGGCGAGGUUGGGUGAGGUGGGUGGCUAGUCUCACUUCAAGUCACCUAGGCGUGAGGCAUGAAAAAGUGGCGCCUAGGCGUCGUUAGGGCAAAACAGCUCAAUUAAAACACAAAUCUGCCUCUCCUCAAUCAGAAAUCUAUGGUCUCUCCACUGGGCUCUCUCGUCUCUCCUCUGGGCGUAACAGGUAUGUCGAUCUCUCUCUCUCUCUGAUCGACACACAACACACACGCGCACCCUUCUUCUUCUUCUCUCUGAUCGACACACAGUCACACACGCACCCUCCUUCUUCUCUCUCUCUCUCUCUCUCUCUCUCGCACCCUCUCUCAACCCAUCUGGGUCAGUCGGUUGCACUCUGCAGCUGCUGCUAGUGCUGGCCCUGCUGGGUAAUAUUUUUUUCUCACAUACACUAUACACACAGUGUGUGUGUAUAUAUAUAUUAUACAGUAUAUACUAUAUACUCCGUAUAUAAUACAGUAUACAGUAUAUAUUGAUUAAUAAUUUAAUUUAAUAUUGUACAGUAUAUACAGUAGUAACUAGUAACAGUAAUGAAUCAAAAAUCUGAUGAUUAAUCAGUUUGUUGUUUGUAUAUAUUAAUACUAGUGGUGUUGAUCAUAUUUUAUCUCCUUUGUUUGUGUAUACAUUUUGUUUGAUUGACAAACCCCAUGAUUUUGGGAAAAUCCAUGGUCUGACUUCUAGAGCAAACUGAUUUGUUCUGUUGAAGGGAAAGGCAAGCUAACUUUGAGCAAAGCAAAGCAGCCCCAUGAUUCUAUUACUAGGUUCAAAAUCAUAUCCCUAGGCUCCAAUUUGAAAGCCCUAAACCUAAACUAACUUGGGAAAAUUGAUUAUUUCCUAGAUUGUGACUUUUUUUUUUUUUUUUGGGAAUUGUAGAUUGGGGAACCUUGAUGGGUUUGUGCAUUCACAAGUAAAAAAUUGUUUGCAUUAUAGAUAAGUUUCCCCCAAGUUUCAUAAGAAGUAUGCAUAGUUGUUGAGUUUUUUACUUGGAUUGUUUAUUCUACGCGUUGUUAUACUUUGGGUUGUGUCAACUAAGUUAGGGCUUUUGAUUCAAAUAUGUUUUAAUGGAGGUUCAUUCAUGAUACCUAUUUUUGAGUCCCCUUGAUCCUUUCUUUUUGUUUUAGGUCAUGGAAACUUAGUUUUGGAGAUCGGUUCACGGACAAUGACGUGAAGGAGUAUAGCUUUCCCACACCUCCAUCUAGAAUUUUACGAUAGGCUGAAGUAUGAAGUAUAGUUCUGAACUCCAUAUCUAUAUUUCAAAAGAGCUCAUUAUACCAAUGUUUCAUCCUUUAAAAAUCAAGACAAAUUCUCCGAGUGGAAAGAAAGUGGCAAAAAGACAAGGGUAUAGGAAUGGUCUAACCAAUCCAAUUGAACGACACAAACGAACAAACAUAAGUCAAGAGGCUAAACUAAGUAUUUAUAACUAGGUCUCCUAUAUGCAAUUCCAAGCGAUCGAAUGAAGAUUGAAACUGUAAUACUAAGUCAGCCUUUUCCAGAGAAAGUAAAUCAAACAAAGUUAAAAGGAGAAUUUAAAGCAACGCAAAGAGAAAUUAUUUAAUAGUUGAGAGUCGAAUUUAUCCUUAGUUUUCUAACGAAGAAUAUUUCCAUGUCAAUUCUAUUGCCCAAUCCUAGCA
Messenger RNA from Rhododendron vialii, 2582 nucleotides. RefSeq lists its product as uncharacterized. Bases 1 to 792 code for a protein of 263 amino acids. The record is from RefSeq and is a predicted model, not a curated record. The transcript has 3 exons. NCBI's taxonomy places the organism in Eukaryota, Viridiplantae, Streptophyta, Magnoliopsida, Ericales, Ericaceae.